Emiliania huxleyi CCMP1516 is the source of this 621-nucleotide messenger RNA. RefSeq lists its product as hypothetical. Bases 1 to 621 code for a protein of 206 amino acids. The record is from RefSeq and is a predicted model, not a curated record. The transcript has 3 exons. NCBI's taxonomy places the organism in Eukaryota, Haptophyta, Isochrysidales, Noelaerhabdaceae.
AUGCGAUCCAGUCCAAGUAUUAGCCUGCGGCGUGAAUCCGUGUUCUUUCUUAGCGACCUUGACGUGAGCAAGGCGCCGGGCUCCGAUUUCGACGAGCUGCGGGCGGCGCAUGACAGGCUCAAGAAGGAGCACGGCGAGAUCACGGCGACGUGGAAGGAGUGGGACAACAAGACGAAGGCGGAGUACUUUGACCUGGUUGGCGGUACGACAGGCAGGCCCCCGGACGUCGAGGUGGAGCCGUGGGACGAGCCCGACGAGGGCGAGAAGCUGCGCGCCUCCGCGCGGCCGCCGGAGCCGGCUACGAGGGCCAAGGAGCUGCUGCCACUCGCCGAGUUCACGUCCAAGCACGAGUUCCUACACCAGGCGCAGCGGCGCUUCACGACGAAGGGCAAGGCGCAGGCCAAGGGCAGGGAGCGGGCGAAGCAUGCGGCUUGGCGGGAGGCAGUCCGCUUCGUGGCGGUGAGCCAGGAUGGCGCCGGCGCCUUCCUCAACGCCAUCCCCAUGCGGGAUGACAUGCGAAUGGAGACUUGGGCGAUGCGUCUUUCGGUGCAGCGCCGCCUGGGUCUCCCCCUCGACGUGGCCUGCCAGGCCGCGCGGGCGGCGGGCAAGAAAAACUCGUGA